AUGAACUAUAGCUCUUAUAAUGAAUAUCAUCGAAAGAAUUCAAGAAUAUUAAGAGAGAAACCUAAUUACAAGAUACAAGAAACUCAUUCAUCCAUUACAAAAUCACCAUCAAAAGACAAACGCAAAUUCAAUGAAGAAUAUGAGGGGACAGCUAAUAAUAGUUAUCCAAUCCAAACAAACUUCUUUGUUAAUAGACCUCGUAUAGCUCCUUAACCAAUGUUUAAAACAACUGUAUAAAAACAUGGAGUUAUAAAAUAUGUUUUAAGAAGUACAGAAAGAAUACUUUCAGAAUCUCAAAAACAUAAUCUAAAUUUAAAUAAAAAAAGAUCUGAAAGAGAUUUAUUUUUUAAUAAAUUGAUAUCUGUUUCUACAAAGAGAUCAUAUAAAAAAAUUAAAUAAGAAUAUUUCAUAUCAAAUGAAGAAAGUGAUAUAUUUCCUAGAUCAGAGAUCACUUAUUUAUAAGAUAGUGAAGUAGAUAUUAAACCAUUUAUUGGCGAUACAUUACUUUAAGUUAAUCAUUUUGAAAAUAAAUUAAUCGGAAAAAAUAAAUAUUAAAUUAUCUCCUAUGCAAAAAAAGAAGAAAAGUUUAAUAUUUUAAAUUAAACACAAAAUUAAAUUAUUGAUGAUGAUGUUUCUGAAACAAAUGUUCUAGUUUUUAAAUCUAAGAAAAAAUUUUGA
Messenger RNA from Paramecium pentaurelia, 678 nucleotides. NCBI's taxonomy places the organism in Eukaryota, Ciliophora, Oligohymenophorea, Peniculida, Parameciidae. The record is from the annotation of a GenBank genome assembly.